ACUAUAUUUAAAAAAAAAUAAUCAAAAUGUAAAAUGCGAAAGAAAGACUUCGAGACAUUAAUUUAUAAAUGCCUUCAUAAUAAAAUUCUUAAAUAGAUCCACAAAGGCUUCUUUAAAAAUAUCGUUCAACUUCUAAUAUAAACUAAUCAGAAUUAACUAAUUUAUUUUUCGGUCGUAACAACCAUAUCCGUUUAUAAAUAUUCGACCAAAUAAAAAAAAACCCUCAUAUAUUUAAGCACCCUCACUUAGAAGAAUAUUCCCGUGAAGAAUAUCGUUACUAAUCAUUUUUAUAUUUAAAGACCUUAAACAAAAUCCGAGCUGUAAACUUUGAAUAAUACAUAAAAGACCCAAACGUUACUACAUUAAUGGGAAUAGCUGUAUAUGCUUGGAACCCUUCCCACUGUAUAAAACACGGCGUUCAUUUUUACUUAUACACUAAAACAAUAAUGAACAUAGGUACCGAAAAACAUUAAAAACUAAUUCCCAGACUAAUCACUUUAGAAGAUAUAGGAUGCUUUGGUCUUACUGAGCUAGGCCAUGGUUCCAAUGUUCGCUCCAUAUUAACCACAGCUACAUAUGAUAAUUCCACUAACGAAUUUAUUAUAAACACUCCCAAUGAUUUAGCCUUAAAAUGGUGGAUUGGAGCAGCUGCUUAAAUCGCUAAUACUUCCGCUAUAUGGGCCUAAUUAAUAGUAAACGGAUAAAAUUAUGGAGUCCACGCCUUUAUAGUGCCCAUUAGAAACUUAGUAAAAAAAAAAAACCAAUAUAUAAUGAAAAUAAAAUAAAAUAGGAAGACCAUAUGCCAUGUCCAGGCGUUAUAAUAGGAGAUUGUGGCUCCAAAUCAGGUCUAGAAGGUAUAGAUAAUGGUUUUUUAUAAUUUAAAAAUGUAAAAAUACCUUAUGAUAAUCUAUUAGAUAGAUUUUCUUAAAUAGAAAACGGAGAAUUUAAAACCGAAAUUAAAAAUCCCGAUAAAAGGUUCGGCUUAUAAUUAGGCUCUUUAUCUGGUGGACGUGUAAUAAUAUCUUUAUAAGCGUGUGUAAAUGCUAUUUCUGCAUUAACAAUAGGAAUAAGAUAUGCCUGUAUUCGUUAAUAAUUUGGACUUCCUGGCAAACCGGAAUACCCUAUAAUCGAAUAUCCAUUAGUCUAAUAUAGAUUAUUGACCAGUUUAGCUAAAGUAAUAGUAAUGUAGGUAGCUUCUUUAAGUUUAAAUAUGUUAUGGGAUGAUAACUAAUUACAUUUAUUAGAUAAAAAAAAAAAUAAUUUAAUAGAAGAGUUACAUGCUAAAAGUAGUGUAGUGAAAGCAUAAGCUAGUUGGAUGGCAGCAGAAAUUAUUUAAAACUGUCGAGAAAUUCUAGGUGGACAUGGAUAUUCUUCACUAAAUAGGCUUUCAUAACUUUAUAGAGAUAAUGAUAUUAAUACCACUUGGGAAGGUGAUAAUACUGUUCUUUUGUAAUAAACAGCUAAAUUUUUAUUAGAUAUAGUAAGAUAAAUAUUAAAAGGAUAAGAAAUAUUACAUAAAACAGCUUAAUUUAUUACUUUACAACCAGUAGAUGAAUAAAAAUGGUCAGCAAAUGAUGUUUCUAAAUUUAAACAAAAGAAUAUCAUAAUCGAAGCUUUAGAAUGGCGUGUUAAUUUAUUAUUAUAAAGAUCCGGUUUAAAAUUAUAAGAAAAUUUAUAAAAUUAAAAUACAUUUGAUGCUUGGAAUGAUACAUAAGUAUUUUACCUUAAUAAUGUAUCGUUAGCAUUCGGUGAUCUGUAUUAAGCCUAAGAAUUUAUUGAAGGAAUUAACAAAAUCAAAGAUUAGAAUACUAUUUAAGUUCUUGAUUUAGUUUUUGAACUUUGGGCACUUGAUAUUAUUUAAAAAGACUAAGGAACAUUUAGAGAAAAUAAUUUUAUUAAUAUAGAAUAGACAGGAUAAAUAAAAUAAAGAAUAAUUGAAUUAUUAAAAUUAAUUAAACCUGAAGCUGUUGGUUUAAUAGAUGUCUUAGCACCACCUGAUCAUAUUUUAGGUAGUCCUUUUGGAGCUUAUGAUGGAGAUAUAUAUAAUAAAUAUUUAGGACAUAUAAAAGGUAAUAAGAAUACUUUCUAAAGAGUUAAUUGGUGGAAAGAAAUUCAUGAUUAAGAAUGA
Molecule: messenger RNA, 2128 nt
Organism: Ichthyophthirius multifiliis
Lineage: Eukaryota; Ciliophora; Oligohymenophorea; Hymenostomatida
Exons: 5
Biological process (GO): lipid homeostasis; fatty acid beta-oxidation using acyl-CoA oxidase
Cellular component (GO): peroxisome
Molecular function (GO): acyl-CoA oxidase activity; fatty acid binding; FAD binding
Source: RefSeq, a predicted model, not a curated record